Lotus japonicus is the source of this 1454-nucleotide messenger RNA. RefSeq lists its product as uncharacterized. Gene Ontology annotation, cellular component: VCP-NPL4-UFD1 AAA ATPase complex. Gene Ontology annotation, molecular function: polyubiquitin modification-dependent protein binding. The coding region runs from base 388 to 1272 and encodes 294 amino acids. Lineage: Eukaryota; Viridiplantae; Streptophyta; Magnoliopsida; Fabales; Fabaceae. The record is from RefSeq and is a predicted model, not a curated record. The transcript has a single exon.
AACCAGGUUGUUAUAGAUAGUUGAGAUAAUGAGAUAUCUUUUAGGAGAUAUCUUUUUUUUUUUGAAAUCUCUUUUAGGAGAUAUCAAUUAGAUUUUAUAUUUUUUUAUAGAUUAGGUUAAGAUAAAAUUGUAUUCCUUGAUUUGGGCUACGGAAUCUCUGAAAAUUCUAGUUGAAAAUAUGGUAAUAAUUAAAAUAUUAGGAUAUAUUUUGCUACACGGUUAGUUACGAUUCGAUUUUUUUUAAUAGAUUAUGAAAAUAUGUGAUUUUAUUCUUUAGUUUCGGCCUCUUUGAAAAUCAAGUCUAUAAAUAGUAUACUUCUCUUCUCUAUCUCUCAGUUUUCAUAGCUCUGAACUUCAUCACUUUGCACUACCUGACCAUCCACAAUCAUGGAUUACAAGGAUGAGCUCUUUUUUGAACACUAUUACCGUUGUUGCCCUGUCUCCUCCAUUAACAGGCCAAAUCUUGAAAACGGUGAUAAAAUUGUCAUGCCCCUUUCUGCCUUAGAUAAACUUGCAUCUUUGCACAUUGAGUACCCUAUGCUAUUUGAACUGCAAAACCCUUCUGCUGAAAAAGUUACUCACUGCGGGGUUCUUGAAUUCGUCGCUGAGGAGGGGUUCAUAUACGUACCGAACUGGAUGAUGGAAAAUAUGAGCCUGCGAGAACGAGACACUGUUUACAUGAGAAGCACCACGCUCGAGAAAGGAAACUUUGUGAAGCUGCAGCCUCACACAAAGGAUUUUCUGGAUAUCUCCGAUCCGAAGGCGGCCUUAGAGACUGCAUUGAGGAGUUACUCGUGUUUAACUACCGGUGACACAAUCAUGAUUGCUUACAACAACAAGAAGUAUUACAUUGAUGUGGUUGAAACUAGACCCUCUCAUGCAGUUAGUAUAAUUGAAACAGAUGUUGAGGUUGAAUUUGUUCAGCCUCUUGACUAUCAAGAGCCUGAGAAACAGAUCAUGCUGCCUGCAGAAGCUGAAGACGCUCUAGCAUCAAAGACUCCGCAGUUCUCCGCAUUCAAUGGUUCGGCGAGACGUUUGGAUGGAAAACUCUCAACACAAUCAGUUGAACAAACUCCAUCUUCAAAUGCAACCAAGAAUUCCCAUAGAGCUUCUGGAAAGCUUGUGUUUGGGUCAGAUGCAAAUACACCCAAGACUAGUACUCCAACACAGCCAAAGGGUUCUCUGAAAAGCACAAGUCAAGAGUCACCUGAUCAGAAGGCAGAAGAGCCAAAAUUCCAAGCUUUCAUGGGAAAGAAGCACUCAUUAAAUUGAUUCUUGUUUAGGCUACUGUCAUGGUUUAAUUUCUUUUGUGUACAUGCUUACACAGCUUAGGCCAAAUUUAACUCAAGUCAAGUUGGCAUCUGCUAGAACUUUUGGCUCUGGUGUGAGCAGAUUGUCUUACCAAAUAUCUUUCAAAUGAUUUAAAAUUUUAUUUUGGAAUGAAAUUUUAUAAG